Cyphellophora attinorum is the source of this 471-nucleotide messenger RNA. RefSeq lists its product as uncharacterized. The record is from RefSeq and is a predicted model, not a curated record. Lineage: Eukaryota; Fungi; Ascomycota; Eurotiomycetes; Chaetothyriales; Cyphellophoraceae. The coding region runs from base 1 to 471 and encodes 156 amino acids. The transcript has a single exon. Gene Ontology annotation, biological process: transcription initiation at RNA polymerase II promoter; positive regulation of translational initiation; mRNA export from nucleus in response to heat stress. Gene Ontology annotation, cellular component: RNA polymerase II, core complex; P-body. Gene Ontology annotation, molecular function: translation initiation factor binding; nucleotide binding.
AUGGCGCCCCACGCCGCUCCAUCGCGCGAACAGCCAACCGCCAGCACAGACCUCCAAGCCGGCAAAGACUUGAAGUUGGGCGACUUCGAACAUGUAGACGCAGCCCUCAGCCUCUCCGAAGCGCGCAUUGUCUUGAACCGCGUCACCGAGGUUCGAAAUGGGAUGAAUAUACCUCUGAACGAGAACGACACCAUGACGAAGACGCGCGACUAUCUCGAGAUCUUCUCUGUUUUCAAGCGGAAAACCGACGCAGAAGAAUCCGAUCGUGUGUUGGCUUCGUUCGAGGCGAACCUGCAUUUCUUCGAGAAGGCGCAGAUGAAGAAUCUGGCACCGACAUGCGCAGAUGAGGCCAAGGCGCUGAUCCCGAGUCUGGAGAAGCAGGUCGAGGAUGGCGUGGUGGAUGAAGGCACACUCGAUAACAUCUGUAAUGAGUUGCAGAAGGUCAAGAUGAGGGCCGAGCUUGAGGAGUGA